UCUCCCCACCGAAAACAAACACACACCAAAAAUGCUCCCCCCAUAGUUCCUGAAAACGGAAACAACCACCUCUCCCUGGAAUCCAAUUCAAUUCCCCCUUCCGUAUUCCCAAUGCGGAACAAGAAGCAGAAUCAAUCAACCCCAUUUCCCAAUUGGAUUAUUUAAUGUUCUUCCUUCCUACCCCAUCACCAAUCCCACUCUCCCCGAUUAUUAUUAUUCCCAAUCCCACCACCACCGCCGAAUCACAUUCCCUCCUCCUCCUCCUCCGCUCCCCCACCCUAUCAUCAUCUUCCUCAUCCUCCUCGUUUCUCUCAACUUCAUCCCUAUCAUGCUGCUGCUGCCGCCUAUUUAAGCCCUCUACCAUGCGCAUUCCCAGGAAGCCCGUCUCGUUCUGCCUCUCUUUCUUCUCUGCUCCUGAAUUCUUGUCUCCCUCCUCCUCCUUGUGCUUCUCCCCGGCUCGCUUCGCCUCGUCGGCUACUCUCGGCCGGCCGGAUCGCUCUCACUCUCCCCCCGGAAAGCAGAAGAGAAUUCACACAGUAGGAGGUAAUCUAUUGGGAGCCAGCUAUUUCAUGGAGAAGAGCCGCAAGACUGUUGUAGGUGACAACAACAACUCAUCGCGUCUUGUGCAUAUGGGUUGUAGCGAUGGUGGUCAAGAACCUUGCGUGUGGUCCUCUCCUGGAGGAGGGUGUAAACUUGAUCUAGGAAAGCACAUCUUCUGCAACAGAUCAUUGAAUAUGAAGAAUAUUGUUGCAGUGGGGUUUGAUAUGGAUUACACAUUGGCACAAUACAAGCCAGAAACCUUUGAAUCUCUUGCGUAUGAAGGCACUGUCAGGAAACUGGUAUUCGAUUUAGGAUACCCCCGUGAGUUGCUGGACUGGACAUUUGAUUGGAAGUACAUGGUGAGAGGCUUGGUUCUUGAUAAGAAGAGAGGCAACAUCUUGAAGAUGGAUCGGCAUAAGUAUGUGAAGGUAGCCUACCAUGGAUUUAAGGAGUUGUCGAAGGAAGAUAAAGUUAGUAUUUAUGGAAAUACAUUACUAAGGGAUUCCUUCGAUGAGCCUGAUUAUGCUCUCAUUGACACCCUAUUUUCUCUGGCUGAAGCCUACUUGUUUGCUCAAUUGGUUGAUUUUAAAGACAACAAUCCUGGAAAAGUUCCAAAGGGUGUCGAUUACUCUGUCAUCUACAAAGAUGUUCGAGCUGCUGUUGAUUUGUGCCACCGUGACGGAACGUUAAAGCAAAUGGUUGCGAAAGACCCUAGCAGGUAUGUUAUUGAAGAUACCUCCAUUGUUCCCAUGCUGAAAAUGCUUAGAGAUUCUGGCCGAUCUACAUUCUUGGUAACAAACAGUUUAUGGGACUAUACAAACAUAGUGAUGAAUUUCCUCUGUGAGUCACGUACAUUGGAUGGUAAUAGAAAAUGCACCUUCGACUGGCUUCAAUACUUUGAUGUUGUCAUCACUGGCAGUGCAAAGCCAGGCUUCUUCCAUGAUGGUAAUCGUGCAAAUCUGUUUGAAGUUGAACACGAGUCUGGGAUGCUAAUUAAUACAGAUAAUGGCUCUCCUAUGGCCCAGGUGGGAAGUUCUUCACCAGCAUUCUCAUCAAAGGGAACAGAUAAGGCUUGCCGAGUUUUCCAGGGAGGCAGUGUUGGCCAUCUUCAUAGAUUGCUUUCAAUUGAGUCGAGUGCACAAGUUCUGUAUGUUGGGGAUCAUAUAUAUGGUGAUAUUUUGCGGAGCAAAAAGGUUCUUGGGUGGAGAACAAUGCUUGUAGUUCCAGAACUGGAGAGGGAGGUUGAACUCCUGUGGGAAUUAAGAGAUACCCGAAAGCAACUUCGAUUGUUGAGGAAUAAACGUGAUCUCAUUGAGGACAAAAUGCAUCAUUUGAAGUGGUCACUGAAGUUUGAAGAUAUCAGUGCUGAGGAGAAGCAAAAGUUAGCUUCUGAAUACAACACUUUGGAGUCUGAAAGGGAUCAAGUUAGGUUCAGUCAUCAAGAUGCACAACGCAAAUGCCACCAAAAGUUUCAUGAGACUUGGGGACAACUUAUGAAGACCGGUUAUCAGAACUCUCGCUUUGCACAUCAGGUAGAGAGAUUUGCCUGCCUUUAUACCAGCCAAGUUUCAAACUUGAGCCUGUACUCCCCUGACAAAUACUACAGACCCAGUGAAGAUUUCAUGCCCCAUGAAUUUGAUAUUAUUCCCAUGUGAAGAAAUGAGGCAUCCUAAAGAAAAGGGCAUGGCGUGUUGGGAAAGCAUAAAAUAGAGCUUGCACCGAAGCUUCUAUCCUCUCAAUAUUAUUUGCUCCUAUAGAGUAUCUGUAAAAAUGAAUUGCUUAAGUGCAUGCUCUACUUUCUUUUUCACUAUGUGGUUCAAACUUUCUAUGAGAAUUAAUAGAGCAGUUCCUUGUGUUUGUUG
Molecule: messenger RNA, 2402 nt
Organism: Argentina anserina (silverweed cinquefoil)
Lineage: Eukaryota; Viridiplantae; Streptophyta; Magnoliopsida; Rosales; Rosaceae
Exons: 16
Coding region: 165-2195 (676 amino acids)
Molecular function (GO): 5'-nucleotidase activity
Source: RefSeq, a predicted model, not a curated record